AUGUGGACUAGAACUGCUGGCAGUAAGUGUGGAGAUGUGUUCCUCACUGGCAGUAAGUGUGGAGAUGUGUUCCUCACUGGCAGUAAGUGUGGAGAUGUGUUCCUCACUGGCAGUAAGUGUGGAGAUGUGUUCCUCACUGGCAGUAAGUGUGGAGAUGUGUUCCUCACUGGCAGUAAGUGUGGAGAUGUGUUCCUCACUGGCAGUAAGUGUGGAGAUGUGUUCCUCACUGGCAGUAAGUGUGGAGAUGUGUUCCUCACUGGCAGUAAGUGUGGAGAUGUGUUCCUCACUGGCAGUAAGUGUGGAGAUGUGUUCCUCACUGGCAGUAAGUGUGGAGAUGUGUUCCUCACUGGCAGUAAGUGUGGAGAUGUGUUCCUCACUGGCAGUAAGUGUGGAGAUGUGUUCCUCACUGGCAGUAAGUGUGGAGAUGUGUUCCUCACUGGCAGUAAGUGUGGAGAUGUGUUCCUCACUGGCAGUAAGUGUGGAGAUGUGUUCCUCACUGGCAGUAAGUGUGGAGAUGUGUUCCUCACUGGCAGUAAGUGUGGAGAUGUGUUCCUCACUGGCAGUAAGUGUGGAGAUGUGUUCCUCACUGGCAGUAAGUGUGGAGAUGUGUUCCUCACUGGCAGUAAGUGUGGAGAUGUGUUCCUCACUGGCAGUAAGUGUGGAGAUGUGUUCCUCACUGGCAGUAAGUGUGGAGAUGUGUUCCUCACUGGCAGUAAGUGUGGAGAUGUGUUCCUCACUGGCAGUAAGUGUGGAGAUGUGUUCCUCACUGGCAGUAAGUGUGGAGAUGUGUUCCUCACUGGCAGUAAGUGUGGAGAUGUGUUCCUCACUGGCAGUAAGUGUGGAGAUGUGUUCCUCACUGGCAGUAAGUGUGGAGAUGUGUUCCUCACUGGCAGUAAGUGUGGAGAUGUGUUCCUCACUGGCAGUAAGUGUGGAGAUGUCUCAAAGCAACGCAUAUAG
Messenger RNA from Closterium sp. Yama58-4, 957 nucleotides. The record is from the annotation of a GenBank genome assembly. Lineage: Eukaryota; Viridiplantae; Streptophyta; Zygnematophyceae; Desmidiales; Closteriaceae.